Gracilinanus agilis (Agile Gracile Mouse Opossum) is the source of this 4645-nucleotide messenger RNA. It is a transcript of the gene CNTNAP1, whose product is annotated as contactin associated protein 1. The record is from RefSeq and is a predicted model, not a curated record. NCBI's taxonomy places the organism in Eukaryota, Metazoa, Chordata, Mammalia, Didelphimorphia, Didelphidae.
UCUUCCGACUUGUCCUUCGGCAAAGUGCUAGAUGAAUUCAGCUAUUAUUGUUCUUUUAUUUCUGUUCAGUUAUUACUGUUUCCGAGUAGGUUGCCUUGUACUUUGACAGGCAUGAUGCUCUUUCCUACAGCUUGCAGUAUUUUCCAAUUACUUUACGUGCCCUGGUCUUUCUGUUUUUCUCUGUAUUGUUUUUGGAGAUUUCCGUAUCCCGUUUCCCGCUUGUCCGUGUUGCGUGAGCGCGCGCGGAGUCCUGGGAAGCGGGCGCGUGAGGUGGGGACGCGAACCGGGCGGGGGAGGUUGAGGGAUGUAAGAAGAGAAGACAGGAAAAGGCUGGGAGGGGGGAGAGAGGAGAGGGUGGGCAAAAAAGAAGGACAGAGAGAUCGGGAGAGAGAGAAGGGGAGAAGGGGAGAGAACGAGAGAAGAUUCUGGACCCUUAAAAAUCUCGAGGGAACAACUGAGAGCUGGACAGAGCCCAGGGCCCUUGUGGGCACCAUGGGCACCCCGUUGCUCUGCAUUCUGCUUGCAACGGUCACCGGAGCCAGAGGCUGGGGCUGGUAUGGCUGUGAUGAGGAGCUGGUGGCUUCGCUGUAUUAUCGCUCUCUGGGAGCCUCCUCCUACUACGGCUUCUUCACUGGGCCUCGCUUCGCCCGGCUUCAUGGCACAAGUGGAUGGUCGCCUGCCAUUGGAGACCGGAACCCCUGGCUACAGAUCGACUUGAUGAAGAAACAUAAGAUAAGGGCUGUGGCCACGCAGGGCUCCUUCAACUCGUGGGAUUGGGUCACGCGCUAUAUGCUACUUUAUGGCGACCGCGUGGACAGCUGGACGCCUUUUUACCAACGAGGGCACAAUUCGACAUUCUUCGGGAACGUGAACGAGUCUGCUGUGGUCCGGCAUGACCUCCACUAUCAUAUCACUGCCAGGUACAUUAGGAUAGUGCCCUUGGCCUGGAACCCACGAGGCAAGAUUGGCCUGAGACUUGGACUCUACGGAUGCCCUUACAAGUCAGACGUGUUAUACUUUGAUGGGGAUGAUGCCCUCUCCUACCGAUUUCCCAAGGGGGUGAGCCGUACCCUAUGGGAUGUCUUUGCCUUCAGUUUUAAGACAGAAGAGAAAGAAGGGCUCCUUCUGCACUCAGAGGGGAUUCAAGGAGACUAUGUGACCCUGGAGCUCAAGAAUGCUCAAUUGCUACUGCACAUGAGUCUCGGCAGCAACCCUAUCCAUGGCAGACCGGCACACACUACCGUGAUGGCUGGAGGUGUGCUCAAUGACUUGCAUUGGCACUACUUAAGACUGGAUCGCUUUGGUCGAGACGUCAACUUGACAUUGGAUGGCGAGGUGCAGCGAUUUCUCCUCAAUGGCGACUUCGAGAAGCUCAACCUAGACACCGAGAUGUUUAUAGGAGGGCUGGUCAGGGCUAGGCAGAAGAACCUUGCUUACCGGGAAAACUUUCGGGGCUGCAUGGAAAAUGUAAUCUUUAACCGAGUCAACAUCGCUGACCUGGCUGUCCGGGGUCAUUCUCGGAUCUCCUCUGAGGGCAAGGUGGCUUUCCGGUGCUUAGAUCCGGUCCCGCAUCCUAUCAAUUUCGGCGGCCCCCACAACUUCGUGCAGGUGCCGGGCUUCCCCCGCCGCGGCCGCUUCGCAGUUUCCUUUCGUUUUCGGACCUGGGACCUUACGGGAAUGCUGCUCUUCUCGAGCCUGUCUGACGGGCUGGGCCACGUGGAGCUGAUGCUCAGUGACGGCCAGGUCAAUGUGUCUAUUGCUCAGCCUGCGCGCAAGAAGCUCCAGUUUGCUGCGGGAUAUCGCCUAAAUGAUGGAUUCUGGCAUGAGGUGAAUUUUGCAGCCCAGGAAAACACAGCAGUCAUCAGUAUAGAUGACGUUGCUGGGGCUGAAUUCCGAGUCUCUCAUCCCCUUCAGAUUCGUACUGGGACCUCAUACUUCUUUGGGGGUUGUCCUAAACCAGCUAGCCUCUGGGGCUGCCAUUCCAACCAGACAGCAUUCCAUGGCUGCAUGGAACUACUUAAGGUAGAUGGGCAGCUAGUCAACCUGACCCUGGUGGAAUUCCAUCGGCUUGGAAGAUAUGCUGAGGUCCUAUUUGACACAUGUGGCAUCACUGACAGGUGCUUUCCUAACCCAUGUGAACAUGGGGGCCGCUGCUAUCAGUCCUGGGAUGAUUUCAUCUGCUACUGUGACCUGACAGGCUACAAGGGGGAGAUCUGCCACCAGCCCCUGUACAAAGAAUCAUGUGAAGCCUAUAGACUCAGUGGGAAGACCUCUGGGAAUUUUACCAUUGACCCUGAUGGCAGUGGCCCACUAAAGCCGUUCGUUGUGUACUGUGACAUCCGAGAGAACCGGGCAUGGACAGUGGUACGCCACGAUCGGCAGUGGACAACUCGGGUGACGGGCUCAAGCCAGGAUCGUCCAUUCCUGGGGGCCAUCCAGUACUGGAAUGCAUCCUGGGAAGAGGUCAGUGCCCUGGCCAAUGCCUCUCAACACUGUGAGCAGUGGCUUGAGUUCUCUUGCUACAACUCCCGGCUGCUCAACACUGCAGGUGGCUACCCCUUCAGCUUUUGGAUAGGUCGAAAUGAAGAGCAGCAUUUUUACUGGGGGGGAUCCCAGCCUGGGAUCCAGCGCUGUGCCUGUGGCCUAGAUAAGAGCUGCGUGGAUCCCACAUUAUAUUGCAACUGUGAUGCUGAUGAACCCCAGUGGAGAACAGACAAAGGAUUGCUGACCUUUGUGGACCACCUACCAGUCACACAGGUGGUGGUUGGGGAUACUAACCGAUCCAACUCUGAGGCCCAGUUCUUCCUAAAGCCUCUUCGUUGUUAUGGCGACCGGAACUCUUGGAAUACCAUCUCUUUCCAUACCGGUGCUUCACUGCUCUUCCCUCCCAUCCGGGCCAACUACAGUCUUGAUGUCUCUUUCUAUUUCAAGACCACAGCAGAAUCAGGUGUCUUCCUGGAGAACAUGGCAGGCCGCCCUUGGCAAUGGCGACGGCCAUACCUUCGGCUAGAACUCAACACCUCUCGAGAUGUAGUUUUUGCCUUUGAUGUGGGAAAUGGUGAUGAAAAUCUUACAGUUCACAAUGAGGAGGUGGAAUUUAAUGAUGAUGAGUGGCACCUGGUCCGGGCUGAGAUCAAUGUGAAACUGGCCCGACUCCGAGUUGACCAUGGGCCCUGGGAAAUUCGGCCAAUGCCCCUCCAGACCUACAUCUGGCUAGAGUAUGACCGGCCUCUUACUGUUGGCUCCGCAGAGCACAAGAGGCGUCCCUUCCUGGGCUGCUUACGGGCAAUGCGCCUAAAUGGAAUUACCUUGAACUUGGAGGGUCGUGCUAACGCCUCAGAGGGCACCUCACCCAACUGCACGGGCCGCUGUCUUCACCCGAAGCUCCCCUGCUUUCACGGUGGACGAUGUGUGGAACGGUACAGCUACUAUACGUGUGACUGUGAUCUCACAGCCUUCGAAGGGCCCUACUGCAACCAUGACAUCGGUGGAUUCUUUGAGGAAGGCACCUGGGUGCGCUAUAACCUGCAGUCGGCCCUUCGCUCUGCCGCUCAGGAGUUCUCGCACAUGCUGAGCCGUCCGGUUCCUGGCUACGAGCCUGGCUACGUCCCUGGCUACGACACCCCCGGCUACGUGCCUGGAUACCACGGUCCUGGCUACCAGCUUCCCGACUACCCUCGGCCCGGGCGGCCCGUGCCCGGCUAUCGGGGCCCGGUGUACAAUGUCACCGGGGAGGAAGUCUCCUUCAGUUUCAGUACUACCUCUGCCCCAGCGGUCCUACUCUAUGUAAGCUCCUUUGUCCAAGACUACAUGGCUGUGCUCAUCAAGGAGGAUGGGACCCUGCAGCUGCGUUACCAGUUGGGUACUAGCCCUUAUGUGUAUCCGCUGACCACCCGGCCAGUCACUGACGGUCAGUCCCACAGCAUCAAUAUCACUCGUGUCUACAGAAGCCUCUUCAUCCAGGUGGAUUAUUUCCCAAUGAUGGAACAGAAAUUCUCAUUGCUUGUGGACAGUCAAUUGGACUCACCCAAAGCUUUGUACUUGGGGCGUGUUAUGGAGACUGGAGUGAUUGACCCUGAGAUUCAGCGUUAUAACACGCCAGGCUUUUCAGGUUGCCUCUCAGGUGUACGCUUCAAUAACGUGUCCCCACUCAAAACCCAUUUCCGAGCCCCUCGCCCAUUUCCCCGUGACAUUUCUGAAGCCCUUCGUGUUCAGGGGGACCUGGCUGAGUCCAACUGUGGUGCCAUGCCACAUUCUGGCCUUGAGGUACCCCCUGAACUUGAUCCUUGGUACCUGCCUCCAGACUUCAUCUACUAUCACGAUGAUGGCUGGGUCGCUAUCAUCAUAGGCUUUGUGGUGACUCUCUUGCUACUGGGGCUGAUAGGACUGUUGGUCCUCUUCUAUCUACAAAAUCAUCGCUAUAAGGGUUCUUACCAUACUCAUGAGCCCAAAGCCACUCAUGAUUACCAUGCUGCUAGCAAGGCACCUUUACCCCCUUCUACACCUGCCCGGGCACCUGCCCCUCAGCCCCAAGCCCAAGCCCAAGCCCCUGCUCCUGCCCCUGCCCCUGCCCCUCGGGACCAGAACCUACCCCAGAUUCUGGAGGAGUCCCGUUCUGAAUGAGUCAGGGUUAGGCUCAAGUCCC